Molecule: messenger RNA, 1755 nt
Organism: Vigna radiata var. radiata (mung bean)
Lineage: Eukaryota; Viridiplantae; Streptophyta; Magnoliopsida; Fabales; Fabaceae
Product: B3 domain-containing protein Os01g0905400
Exons: 7
Coding region: 235-1632 (465 amino acids)
Molecular function (GO): DNA binding
Source: RefSeq, a predicted model, not a curated record
GCUGAAGUAAGAGAAAAUAUCAUCACAUCUAGCAUUCUAGUUCAUCUCCAAGUCUAACCGGUUUUGACAUCAGAGAAUUUGGCCUCGAAAAUGGGAGCUCCUGAUCUCUCACAUCACGUGUUCGAAGAAGGUCACGUCAACUGCUGAUUGGAUUGCUGUGCAUGCGCUCUCUCACCUUCUCUAUCCUUCUAGAGAGAAAUUUGAACCAUUUAGUUGAUUGAGAAGAGAGGAAAAAUGGGUGGCGAGGAACAUGGAGUUUCAGUUUGUGCUGCCUGCACCCACAACUGUCUAUUGUUCCACCAAACCAAACAAACAUCACCAACCUCUUUCUUCAAGUUCAUCACUAGACAAGAUUAUUUAACAACUUUGUGUAUUCCUCCUGCUUUUAGUGGUAUUGUGGCCAGCAUGGUUAAUAAGAAAAUCAAUCUCAAUGAUUCAACUGGGCAGCAGUGGAAGGUUAAAGUAUCAGAAGUUAAUGGUUCAUUUGCUUUUGGGGAGGGAUGGAGUCUUUUUUCAUCAGGUCAUGGGCUUAAAGUUGGCUAUCUUUUGGUACUCAAUUACAUUAAGGAUUUGCACUUUGAUGUCAAGAUCUAUGAUACUUCUGCCUGUGAAAAGCUUGGUCUUCCUAGAAAAAGAAAUCAGAAGAAAAGAAGCAGGAGCAAAAUUGGCUCACCAGUUAGAGAUAGUAUCUUGGUCAGACAAGAACUCGAUGCGCCAAGGCAGUGCAGCAAGUUUGACUUAGUAGUACCACAAAAGGCUAAAGAGAAUGGCCAAGAUGUGCUCAUACUAGAUCACAGUGAAGAAGACCCAUGUCAUUCAAAAAGCCUAGAAUUUGACCAGAGCCAUGGGGAUGAUGGGACCAUGAAAAGUCAGAACGGAGAUUUAAUAGUUUCUAAUGUUGAUUAUGAAUCCAAUAUCGUUGAAAACGAUGCAAUGAUACGCAGUAAGAAUACUAUGCUUGAAGGGGUCUUGAGUACUGAAGUUGCCUUGGAUAUAUCUGAACCUCUAGAGGCAGACACAUAUACAUAUGACAAGACUUUAGAUUCGAAAAUUGAAGAGAACAAAGCCAUCUUGUCCAACAGGGAAGCUCAAGAGUGCCAAUUUUCCAAGGGCUUAGGUGAAAUGAAGAAAUUGCCCGUGGACAUGAAUCCCAACUUGGGCAGCUCCAUGGAUGAAUUUCAUUUAACAGGUGAAGUGUCUAAAAAGUUGAAGAAAGAGCUUGUAACUCUCAAUGAAAUGGAAGCAACAGGAUUGCCCAAGGAAAUCAACGGACUGUUGGACUCUGACAUAUUUAAUGAAGAUAAUGCGAGUCACUUUAAAACUACACACGUCUCCUGUGUGGUUCCUCAUGAUAACGUUUUCCUUGAAUUGCCCUCAUGCCUGCCUUUGAUUCGCAAGGUAAAGGUAGAUCAGCAAAGGAAGAUGCUAGUAUUUCUUCGGGAUCCACUGAGGAGAUUGUGGCCGGUCUAUUAUCAUGAAAAACCACAUUUGAAAUUACUGGCACAUGGAUGGUUAGAUUUUAGCAGAGCUAAUAACAUUCAGCCAAAAGAUGAGUGUAUUUUUGAGACUGAGGUUGAUCCUGAGUGCAAGUCUAAACGUAUCUUAUCUGUUCAGAUAGUCCACAACAAGUGAUGUUUGUUGGUAUAUUAUUACAGAGAAGCAUAUGCAGUGUUGUUUGUGUCUGUUAUCUUUUGGGUACAUGCUAUAGACUCCUGUACCACAAUGCUUUCUUUUCAAUGAAGGACUUGUCAUCUA